This is a messenger RNA of Plasmopara halstedii, 3156 nucleotides long. RefSeq names its product isoleucine-trna ligase. Gene Ontology annotation, biological process: isoleucyl-tRNA aminoacylation. The transcript has a single exon. Gene Ontology annotation, molecular function: isoleucine-tRNA ligase activity; ATP binding; tRNA binding. The coding region runs from base 1 to 3156 and encodes 1051 amino acids. Gene Ontology annotation, cellular component: cytosol. The record is from RefSeq and is a predicted model, not a curated record. NCBI's taxonomy places the organism in Eukaryota, Oomycota, Peronosporomycetes, Peronosporales, Peronosporaceae.
AUGCCUGGAGGUAAGGACUCCAAAGCGCUGGCGACGGCCAUGCGUCUGACCUUAAAUCUUCCAACUACACGCUUUCCAAUGCGAGCUAAUGCAGCUGUUCGUGAGCCACAGCUGCAUGCACGUUGUGUGACUGCAGCCUACAGAGAACAAGCGGCAGAUUCGACCCGACCGCUAUUUGUUUUGCACGACGGUCCUCCGUUUGCCAAUGGCAGUCUACACAUGGGUCAUUUCUUAAAUAAAACAUUAAAGGAUAUUAUUAAUCGGUAUCAAGUACUACGUGGUCGACGUGUGGUGUAUGUACCUGGUUGGGACUGCCACGGCUUGCCAAUUGAGCACAAAGCAUUGACACUUUUGCAGCUUGAGGCCAAUGAUCUUACACCUGUACAAAUACGUGCAUUGUCCCGUCAACUUGCUCGUCAAGCUGUGCAGGAGCAGCAAAAGGACUUUGAACGCUGGGGUGUGCUUGCUGAUUGGUCUGGUGAUCCAGACAGCAUAUACUUGACCAUGAAUCCUAGCUACGAGGCCAAGCAGUAUGAUGUGCUGAAGAAAAUGGUGGUCGAUAAACUCAUUUUUCGUGGCUUUAAGCCUGUUUACUGGUCUCCAAGCUCUCGAACGGCAUUGGCGGAAGCUGAGCUUGAAUACCAGGACGAUCAUGUAUCUAAAGCGGCUUACAUUCAGUUUCCCUUUGCAUCAAUUGGAAAAAAUACAGACGAAGAGACGGCAAAAGUGCUGAGCAAGUAUCAAGACACACUCUCGGCUGUGGUGUGGACAACAACACCCUGGACCAUUCCGUCUAAUCAGGCACUGUGUGUCAAUGCGGAUCUAAAGUACGUGAUUGUACGACCUUGCCACGUAAACUCGGAUGCAUGUUAUUUGAUAGCAAGCGAACUGCUACAAAGUUUUGCCCUGAUGAUAAAAAGUGACGUGCAUGAACAAGUGGAACUUAAUGUGCUUGAGACUUUGAAUGGAGCUGAUCUUGCAGGCGUACUAUUUACACAUCCGCUGACAUACCGUCAAGCGGUUGUGCUUUUGGGUGAACACGUGACAACGGAUGCUGGUACUGGCAUUGUACAUACAGCUCCGGGACACGGUCAAGAUGAUUAUCGCGUCUGGAUGGCGCAUCACUCGAAAGAUGGUGAGCAUCCAAACAUACUUUGUCCUGUGGAUGCUGCUGGUUGCUUUACAGCUGAAGCUGGACAGGAUCUUGAGGGUCUGUGCGUCCUUGAUGAGGGUAACAAUGCCGUUAUUGAGCUUUUGAAAAAAACUGGCAACCUGCUUGCAAUAAAUAACCACCACCAUCGAUAUCCAUACGAUUGGCGCACAAAGAAACCAGUGAUUUUGCGUGCAACAGCUCAGUGGUUCGCUCGUCUUGAUGCGCUUCAUGCGCGUGGAACACAUGUAUUAAUAGAUUCUGUAAAGAUGGUGCCGUCCAGUGCGCGUCGCCGUCUAGAAGCAACACUGUCGAGUCGCAACGAAUGGUGUAUUUCUCGUCAGCGAGCGUGGGGUCUGCCGAUUCCAGUAUUUUAUGAUAAAGUCACGGGCGAACCGAUGAUUACUACAGAGAGCAUUGAACAUUUACAAAGUAUUGUGAAGACCUACCGUGUUAAAGAUGUUAGUGGCGUCGUCGAACGGGAAGGAGCGGACUGCUGGUGGGAUUUAUCGGUACACGAAUUGCUACCUCCUUCAUUGCAACAUCAAGCGGACAGGUAUGAGAAGGGCACAGAUACGCUGGAUGUGUGGUUUGAUAGUGGUACUAGCUGGCACGCUGUACUGACAAACAUUCUCAGACCAGAGAAACACGAGCAAAUUCGCGCUGAUGUGUAUCUUGAAGGCUCGGACCAACACCGCGGGUGGUUCCAGUCGUCGCUACUUACAUCGCUUGCUAUGCAAGACACGGCACCUUACAAGACUGUCAUUACUCACGGUUUUACACUGGAUGAAAGAGGCAGUAAAAUGUCAAAAUCUCUUGGUAAUACAAUUGUCCCGAACGACUUCAUCAAUGGUUGCGAGAUGUCGGUACCUGUAGCUGACAAGGGCAAAAGGAACAAGUCAAAAAAAAUCCAAAACAAAUCGGAACAGAUUGUGAACGUCAAACAGAUAAAGGUGCCGGCAUAUGGCGCUGAUGUCCUUCGUUUUUGGGUUGCAACGACCGAUUAUACAAGUGACGUUAGCAUUGGUCCAGGUGUUGUAAGCAAGGCCAGUGAUGCUUUACGCAAAGUGCGCAACACGGCGCGUUUCUUACUCGGGAAUCUGUAUGACUUUGAUCCGUCGCAGCACGCUAUUUCCUAUGACAAAAUGGACUUAUCUCUAGAUCGCUAUAUGCUUCACGAGCUCAAUUCAUUAGCAGCAUCGGUGACGGUAGCGUACGACUCCUAUGCUUUUAACCGAGCUCAACACGCUCUUUCACACUUUAUAUCCACCGAUCUCUCGGCAUUUUACAUGGAAGCCACAAAGGACCGAUUAUACUGCGAUGCAGCCGACGCAAAAACUCGCCGUUCCGCCCAGACAAUACUCUGGCUGUCACUGCAAGCGUUGACUCGAGCGCUAGCUCCUGUUGCACCGCAUACGGCGGAAGACAUUCGACUUUAUUGGCAGUCACAGCUCCACGGCGACAUUCCGCUCGAAAACGUAUGUGGUAGUAUCUUUCUUGAGCAUGGAUGGAUGCCCAGCGCUACCGAGUGGAAGAACGACGGCUUGGCUCGUGACUGGACUGCGAUUCGUCAGCUUCGCUUUGAGGUGAAUCGAGUGGUGGAGCAAAUGCGUCAAUCAGGUCGCGUCGGUAGUCAGCUCGAGUGUAACGUUUACGUGGUGGAUCCACAGUCCGAUUCCCGGGUUACUGAGCUCCUAUCGUCAUUAAUAAGGAGCUCGUCGGAGCUCGCAGAUGUAUUUUUGUGCUCUGGUGUGGACAUAGUGACUUCUGAGGUGGCAAUUGAAAACACAGAGCAAUUUAAGGCGAAGUGUCGAUUGGAUAUGGGCCCAACUGACCCUCCCAUGGAUGUCGAAUUUGUAGUAACUCCCGCUAGAGGUCACAAGUGUCCACGAUGCUGGAAAUACGCGCUGGAAGUGGAUGUUGGUGAGACGCAAUUGUGCUUUCGUUGUGCUCAGGCCACUGAUCGACGUAGCGUCACGGAGCUGAUGAAAGAGUUGAUCGAGUAG